Molecule: messenger RNA, 3892 nt
Organism: Cuculus canorus (common cuckoo)
Lineage: Eukaryota; Metazoa; Chordata; Aves; Cuculiformes; Cuculidae
Gene: SESTD1
Product: SEC14 and spectrin domain containing 1
Exons: 20
Coding region: 331-2421 (696 amino acids)
Source: RefSeq, a predicted model, not a curated record
GCCGCCGCCGCGGGAGGGGCGGGCCCGAUGCCGGCCGUCUCCUUGCCGACGGAGGAGGGCUCGGAGCCGGGGGCUGCCCGGCGAGGCGCGCGGAGGGGCGGCAGCGGCCGGGCUCCUCCCAGCGCGGGCAGCCGCAGCCCGAAUCGGGGAUCUGGAACUCAGACUUGUUUCCCUGCCAGAGUGUUGCAUUCUGUUACCUAUGGUGAGAAGAUGAUCUGCUGCAUUUUGGACAAGCUGAAGUUUGGAACGCUGGAACAUAAAGAACCCAUUAAGAAGCAUAUUACAAUAGUUAAGAGGAGAUGAAGAGCUGUGACAAUUAUCUGGAGUAGAAUGGAAGCUUCAGUAAUAUUACCCAUUCUGAAGAAAAAAUUGGCAUUUCUUUCAGGAGGGAAGGACAGAAGAAGUGGCCUCAUUUUGACAAUUCCAUUAUGCCUUGAACAGACGAGUAUGGAUGAGCUGAGUGUCACACUAGACUACCUUCUAAGUAUCCCAAGUGAGAAGUGUAAAGCGAGAGGAUUUACUGUGAUAGUGGAUGGCAGAAAAUCUCAAUGGAAUGUGGUAAAAACAGUUGUGUUAAUGCUACAGAAUGUUGUUCCAGCUGAGGUGUCGCUUGUUUGUGUAGUAAAACCAGAUGAGUUUUGGGAUAAGAAGGUUACACAUUUCUGUUUUUGGAAAGAGAAGGAUAGACUUGGCUUUGAGGUUAUUUUAGUAUCUGCUAACAAGCUGACUCGCUAUAUAGAACCAUGCCAACUAACGGAAGAUUUUGGAGGAUCUCUCACUUAUGAUCACAUGGAUUGGUUAAAUAAGAGGCUGGUAUUUGAAAAGUUCACAAAAGAAUCAACGUCCUUACUGGAUGAGCUUGCUCUAAUUAACAAUGGAAGUGAUAAAGGAAUGCAACAAGAGAAAGAGAGAUCAGGAGAUUUGAACUUCCUUCCAUCAGUUGAUCCUGAGACAGUACUGCAGACAGGUCAUGAGUUACUAUCUGAGUUACAACAGCGUCGAUUCAAUGGCUCAGAUGGAGGGGUAUCCUGGUCUCCAAUGGAUGAUGAACUACUUGCUCAGCCACAGGUCAUGAAGCUAUUGGACUCACUCAGAGAGCAAUAUACCCGCUACCAGGAAGUUUGCAGACAACGUAGCAAGCGCACACAACUAGAGGAGAUUCAGCAGAAGGUAAUGCAGGUAGUCAAUUGGCUUGAAGGACCUGGAUCAGAACAGCUAAGAACCCAGUGGGGAAUAGGUGAUUCAAUUAGAGCUUCGCAAGCUUUGCAACAGAAACAUGAAGAAAUUGAGAGUCAGCACAGUGAGUGGUUCGCUGUUUAUGUUGAGCUUAAUCAGCAGAUAGCAGCUCUUCUAAAUGCAGGGGAUGAGGAGGACCUUGUGGAAUUGAAAGCAUUGCAGCAACAGCUGAGUGAUGUGUGUUACCGGCAGGCCAGUCAGCUGGAAUUCAGGCAAAAUCUAUUACAAGCAGCUCUUGAAUUCCACAGUGUUGCCCAGGAUUUGUCUCAGCAAUUGGAUGGCUUACUGGGAAUGUUGUGUGUAGAUGUAGCGCCAGCAGAUGGAGCAUCAAUUCAACAAACUUUAAAACUACUGGAAGAGAAAUUAAAAAGUGUUGACUUGGGCUUGCAAGGCUUACGUGAGAAAGGUCAAAGUCUUCUUGAUCAGAUAUCUAACCAGGCAUCCUGGGCCUAUGGAAAAGAUGUGACCAUUGAAAACAAAGAGAAUGUGGACCAUAUCCAAGGAGUGAUGGAAGAUAUGCAGCUUAGAAAACAAAGGUGUGAGGAUAUGGUGGAUGUGCGGCGACUGAAGAUGCUUCAGAUGGUACAGCUAUUUAAAUGUGAAGAGGAUGCUGCUCAGGCAGUAGAAUGGUUAAGUGAACUGCUGGAUGCUCUGCUGAAGACACACAUCCGAUUGGGAGACGAUGCUCAAGAAACAAAAGUUUUACUGGAGAAGCAUCGAAAAUUUGUUGAUGUUGCACAGAGUACUUAUGAUUAUGGGAGACAGUUACUGCAGGCAACUGUUGUCCUGUGCCAGUCCCUGCGAUGCACUUCAAGGUCCUCGGGAGACACACUUCCAAGAUUGAACAGAAUGUGGAAACAGUUUACGAUAACCUCUGAAGAAAGAGUGCACCGUCUGGAAACAGCUGUUGCAUUUCAUUCAAGUGCCGAAAAGAUUUUGCAAGAAUGUCCAGAGCAACCUGAAGCUUUCAAUGAAAUGGAGCAAUUUGAUGAAAUUGAAGCAGUUGGGAAAUCACUGUUGGACAGACUAACAGUGCCUGUAGUUUAUCCUGAUGGGUCUGAGCAGUACUUUGGGAGCCCAAGUGAUAUGGCUUCUGCAGCAGAACACAUUAGAGAGAAGAUGAAGCUAGUUAGCCUGAAAAAGCAGCAGCUGAGACAACCAGAUGCAACUACCCCAGAGAGCUAAUACUUACCAUUGUCUAUGAAUUCAUAAUAGGACUUCAGUUUGUAAUCCAGCAUGUUGUUUGCAUAUUACAGAAUUUGGCAUAAUAUAGUAAAAUGCAUUUCACAGCUAUUGUAAGUCUUAUCUUAUUUUCAAAGUAAAUGUUCUCAGCAUAUUAAUGCUGUACAUCUAUCAAGCCAUAAUUAUUUAACAUGCUAUGAAACCAUAGAUUCCAAGUAUCUUAUGAAAAGGAACUGUAAACUUUGCACUGAAAUUUUCUGUAAAGCUUUACCGGACCUGUCAGCUGCUGCUUAGUUAAACAGCUGAUAAAAGCUUUGAAUGGUGCUAAUGUGUUAGGAGUUCCGUAUUAUAAAAUUGUAGUUCUUUGCUUCCCCCUCUGCCCAGGUGAUGUUGUAAUUUUAGACUGGAGGUAAAGUUCCUGCAGUAUAGACAGUGGUGACCCUAUAAUUUUAAUUUUAAAUCCUUUUUUUUAAAAAAAAAAAGUUCAUUUUUAUUGUGCCAGUAUGCAACCUGUCCAUCAAAUCUUUGAUAUAUCAAAUUCAUGAAACAGAUGUUUUCCUAUUUGUAAUGAUAAUGUAUUAAAAGCUGUUUGUGCUUAAUAAAAAUCAUCUUUUUAAAAUCUAUUAUAAAUUUCUUAUGGUCUGUAUUCCCAAAUGUCAUUUGUGUUAUAUCCGUGGUAAUGGUAGUAAAAAUCGUCACUCCCACAAUAUAUUUAAAAAGUCUGUAUAAUUUUUCUUGCGAAAUACCCUUUAAUACACUGUAGAUAUAAGGGGAACUGCUCUUGAUCUAUUAGUAGAAAUGAGUCUGUGGGGUUUUAUUGCUUUCUGAUAGCAGUAUGUAUGCUUAAGUAAAAUAGUAUGUGCGUAAGUCUGUUAUAUUAGUAAUAGUUUUGUUACCAUGUAAGACUGGUACACAUCUCUUGUGCUUAUUUCUAAAUCUUGUUUUCAUUUGAAUGGAAAAUCUUGAAUAAUAUGAAUAUCCCUGGUAGCACCUGUGAGGUUAAAGAUUUCCAUCUAAUGAAAAAUGAUUAACAUGUAGGUCAUAAACAACUUAAAACCAUGAGAUUAGUAGUAAAAUGAAAUUUAUUCAGAGAAGAGAAUUGGACUGAAACAAAAUGAGCUGUGUGCAUAAUUUGGGUAACUUCUUUCUCUUCAGGAUUUAAGGUGGAUAAAUUCAAUAUUAUAUUUACUGCAACAUGGUGUCAUGUCUGACCGUUUGAGAAUAAUGUGAAGCAAACAACUCUUAAGUCUGAGUAUCUUUUGUUAUCUCACUAUAUUUUGCUCACAAUGAAGAUAAUGCUCUCUUCCUGCAGGCGCAGUUGUUACUCUGCAGGUUUUUUUGAUGGAUCUGUCAUUCAACUAUUAUAUUUACUUAUUCGUCUUAGUUUUUCCACAUUUUCUCCGCAGGAAAGUGGUAUGUCAAAGCAAUUUCUCUAUUAAAAAUAAUUCAAAAUUAAUGGCUUCUCUGUAACUUG